AUAAUAAUAAUAAUAAUAAUAGCAGUCGACCCUCUACAUCAACACCAUCUCCUUUAUUAUCUUCAUUAUCUCAAGUUCAUGAAAGUUUAAGCUCAUCCAUUUUAUCUCCCAAGUCUUUGAGUUUUCUAGAAAACAGUAGUAACAUUAGUGCUAAUAGUAGUGGACAUACUUCAUUCAUACAAGAAGAAGAAUCUUAUCCCACUCAUAGUACCUCAUCCCGAAAGCUCUCUCAAUUAUCUUUUACUAUUUCUAAUAAUAAUAAUAAUAAUACUGCUACUGCUGCUACUGCUGCUACUGCUGCUACUGCCGCUUCUGCUGCUUCUGCUGCUUCUGCUUCUGCUGCUGCUGCUUCUGCUUCUGCUUCUGCUUCUACUGAUAAUAUAGAAACAGUCGAGAUUGAUAUAUCCAAUAAAGAUAUAAAUCAUGUUAUAUUAUCUGAACAAGAUUUACCAUCAUCGAAUAGAAUGAAAUUACCGAAGCUUCAUGUAUCUAAAUCGUCUGAAACAGCCCAAUCUUCAAAUAGGCUCUACUUACCUACCACAAUUGUUGGAGAGGAUUUUGUACCUUGUAAGAUGCCCAUAAAGCAAACUGGGUUUUCAAUACGACAUACAAGGUCAGUCUCUGAUAGUGUCUUAUUUGAUCCAUUAUUUUUGAACUCAUUAGAUCCCAAGACAUUGCAUAAUACUACACAUGACACAUAUUAUUCAGAACAGCAAUGUGAACGAUCACAGACUUUAGCUGCCUUGUUACCACUACCAUUAUCAAAUCAAAAUCAACAACACUCUUCAUCUAUCAUUAGUGAAACUGAGGUCGAACUGAGGCCGAUCGUGACAAUGAAUAUUCAAACGUAUAUGACCUAUGAACGACUCUGUCAACAACAAAAGGCCUUACAACAUACAUAUGAAGAGAUGAAGGAUUUAGCGAAUCUCUAUGAAAAGACAGCGGCUCAACUAAAGGAGACCUAUGAAAGACGUGUAGCGGCCUUUUCAAGUCUUCAAAGGGAUUCACGUAAAGUGAUAGAUGAACAAAAUGAAACAGAAAGAAGAUUAAAAGAAGUAGAAGAUAGUAGUGCCAAACUACAUUAUGAAUUAAAAGUCUUGAAUGAAAAAUUGAAAGAUAUUGAAGAUAAUGUAGGUACAUUUUAUGGUAAAGUAGGUUUAUUGGAGCGUAAAAUGGAUGAUUCACAACAAUCAAUUACUACUAUGUUGAUUAUUGGGAAUUAUUUUAAUCAUUAUUGGCUUAAAGUUUGUGAAUGGAUUCAUUGGCUUAGUGGUAGCAAACAUACUUCAAAAAAUAACGAUACCCCUUUUGGAAAUUCAUAAUUAACUGCUACUGUUACAGCAGGUUU
Messenger RNA from Cokeromyces recurvatus, 1348 nucleotides. RefSeq lists its product as uncharacterized. The transcript has a single exon. NCBI's taxonomy places the organism in Eukaryota, Fungi, Mucoromycota, Mucoromycetes, Mucorales, Mucoraceae. The coding region runs from base 465 to 1322 and encodes 285 amino acids. The record is from RefSeq and is a predicted model, not a curated record.